Ananas comosus (pineapple) is the source of this 1517-nucleotide messenger RNA. Its product is annotated as membrane-anchored ubiquitin-fold protein 1-like. Bases 651 to 1007 code for a protein of 118 amino acids. The transcript has 4 exons. Lineage: Eukaryota; Viridiplantae; Streptophyta; Magnoliopsida; Poales; Bromeliaceae. Gene Ontology annotation, molecular function: protein binding. The record is from RefSeq and is a predicted model, not a curated record.
GGAAGUUAGCGAACGGUCGCUUCGAUUGGAAGAGAAUAAUUCCAAUGGGGGAGAGGAGGCGGAGAAUGAUACGUGGGGGUGGGGAGACGAAGACGAGGACGAAGACGAAGAGAUUAUUCUAGAAGAAUCGAGGGCGUUGGACGAAGAAGCAAGGUAUGUACGUGUGUAUGGGGGGCGGGGUGUAACUGGGGCGUCGCGAUUUCAUAGAAAAUCCCUCUUUGAAUUUGAAAUUUUUUUUCGGGAAUGGGAGGUGGGAUUGCGGGGAGGAUUCGUUUGACCAGAGAUAUCCGCCGCCUUUGAUUUUUUACUCGGUUGUUGCGUUCCGUUAAUUGCGUGUUUAAUUUCGAUUUAAAGGUCGUUUUUUGGGGGAAUUUUUUAUGGGAUUUUGAGGUGGGUGAUUGGGGAUUUGGGAACUGGGGGCGUUGGGGGGAGGGAUUUUUACUGAUUUGGAUGAGACCCAGAUCGAGAUUUGGGCGGUCGAAGCGAGAAAGGUGGGAUCUUUUUAGGGUUUGGUAGGUGUCAAUUGGUGUUUUCGGAUAAUUCCUGUUUGGGAUUAGGUUUUCGUUUUGCAGCAAUUUGGGGGAUUUGAUUGAGGAGUACCCACAUCGAGAUUUGAUCGGAUUUUUUACAUUCGAUCCUUUCGUUGCAAUAUGUCUGGAGUGCAAGAGCAGGUAGAAAUCAAGUUUCGGUUGCUCGACGGAUCGGAUAUCGGUCCCGAAACAUAUUCGAUAGCGACGAGCGUCGCCACACUCAAGGAAAGCAUCCUUGCUCAGUGGCCCAAAGAUAAAGAGAAUGGUCCGAGGACAAUUAAUGAUAUUACGCUGAUUAAUGCUGGUAGAAUAUUAGAGAAUAGCAGAACCUUGGAAGAGUGCAGAAGCUCUGUGUGUGAUCUUUCCGGAGUGACGGCUAUGCAUGUUGUCGUUCGCCUCCCUCCGUCAGAAAGAGGAACUGAGAAGAGAGCGCGGAAAAAGCCGAAAGGUAACAAGUGUGGCUGUUUUAUCAUGUAAAAAAAAAAGAAAAAAAAAAAAAGAAAGAAAAAAUUGCUGCUCUGAGCAUUGCGGCAGCAAGAUGAACAGGUUGAUUAGUACUCAGUUUUUCUGUCCUUUUCUUUUUCUUUUCUCGUCCUCUCUCGGCUCUUGCGGUGUCAUGCGAGUCUAUUGGCUGGCGCUGGUUUGUUCGUUCGUGGCGGUUCGUUGGUUCGAUCUGGUAUUGCCUCUAAAUUUAUUGAAAGGGCUACUUUGUUUUGGCGUUGUGGCUGUCAUUAUUGUUGCAUUGAAAGUUGAUCCGAAUCUUAAAAAUCGACAACUUCUGUUCCUCGUCGCAUUUUGCUUCUUUGAGUUUACGCAUAACAUGAAAUUCUAUUGUUAUGGAGCACUUUUUGGUUUUUGAUUCUGCAAUCUUCUAUGAGCAAUCCAAUUUGUGGCUGUAAUGGAUAGAUUGGGAUGAUAGUAACUUGAAAUUGCAUAUGGUUAUUUGUAUCAUUGUAUGCAUAAUCAUGGAAGCAGAAGAUUUUUGAA